AGAGCACACGUCUCACCGCCGUGUUCACACGCUGGUCUACAAACAUAGGCCGUGUUUGUCUAAUAGCCAGGGAUUUCCUUGCCGCAAACUAUCAUAUCAAGCGACCCGGACUUCAGAAUGUGAUUUGAUACUUGUGACAAUGCCUUCAUAAUGUGAUAUGAUCCUGCGUACUUACAGAUGCGAAUAGAAUUUACCAGUAAACAAAUGUGAUUCUUUUGUGCUUUAAAAGUGCUGUUAAAACUUGUUUACACAAAUCACUAGGACUGUCCAGUCCUCUACAAAACUGUGCCACGACACUUAGCAUUCGCUUAAACUCACGUGACUUUCUAAUCUAAAUCCUCUGAUCAUAGCAGGAACGAAUUAAAUCUUAAGUGACAAUUAACUAAUUAAUUAAUCAGAUUUUUCACUUACAUAAUCAGCACAACGUUGAUUUGUGUUAAGACAUUAAUUAAUUAAUGACUUAAGGAUGUUCUGUGUCAAAUAAAUUGUCACAUUUCACACCAUGGGAGGAAAGAACUCACGCCCAGAGAAAAACAAGGUCAAAACUUCCGGUCAGUUGGAUUCACCGGCCACCUCUGUAGCAUCAGCGACCUCUGACCCCGUCCAGUCAACAGACGACUCCCCGUCCCCGGGGAUAGGCGAGUACGACAACGCAAGCAGCAUCCUACAUCAACAGAAAGUGUCGGCGGCCCGACAGCGGCAGCACCAGUACGAGGAGAUAGUCCUACCCGACGACGACAAAACACCGACAAUCGUCACGGACGACAGACACGCGGCCGUCGCGGAAACAAGUUCGGUGAAUAAAAGUUCGAAGUCAGCUGAAGACAAAGAUAAGAAAAAAGAGAAAAAUGGAAGAAAGAAAGAAAAAACUAAAGAUAAAACUAAAGAGAAAAGUAAAGCAGACCCUAGUGUGGAGGUUUCAGAGUCUGAUGCGACAGUAUACACUAACGUGGCAGCUGUGAGUAAACCUACAGCUCCCAGUGAUGAUGUGGAUGUUGGAGAUGUUUAUGCUCAGCCAGACAAGAAGAAGAAAACAAAAAAUAAACUCAAGGAGGAUAAGCCUACAUUGAACUACAUUGAAGUGGAGAUAAUCCCAAAUAAGACAAAGAGCCCUGAGGUAAUCCCAGCUAAGACAAAGAGCCCCAACUCGUAUUCCCCUACACAGUAUUCAAACGUUGUACCGCAAAAUGGGAAGAUGGUCGUACAGUAAGGGAAACAUCCAGCCAAUGUUCAAAUAUCUUCUAAAUAUAUUGGCAAAAGUGGGUUAAAAACUUGAGUUCUUAAAAAAGUUGGUACGCAAAGGUUAUCAAGAUUUUUGGACACUGUGUGGGAAAUAAACGCACAAUGUUAAAACAGAUCUGUAAAAACAUGGAACAUGUUGACAAUGUAUGAGCAACAUUGAAAAGAGUACAAGCAUUGGAGCGCAGGCAAGAUAUUUGAAAAUGUUGAUAAACAUACUAAAAUAUUCCCAGGGCAAAACUUUGUUCAAAGUCCAACAAUGAUGGAUGUACUUAAACGAGAGAUUUCUCUUGCUUAACUGGCAUCUGUGUGGUACAGUUUUUUAUUGAUACAUUUUAUUAAAUUAUUUAAAAAACAUGUUUUAGAUGGCCUUAACUUACAACUGUUAUUCAUGCAUUUUUUUUGCUAUGUUUUGUAUGUAAAGUAUUCAUAUCAUACACUCUGUACAUACAUUCAUUAAUUGAACAGCUGAGAGUUUGUGUUGUGUCCGGAUAAUUUUCAAAGUAUCAAAGUUUGACGUUUGUAUUAAAUUUUAAAUGAUGUGAGCAGUUGUGUAAUAGGUCCAAUUAUUCGUUGUGGUUAGGUUAGACAUUUGUUCUUUGUUGUAUUUUGUUGCUAGACCAUGUUUAUUUACUAGCAGUAUUUCUUGUUAAAUCCAAAUAUCUGAAGAGUUUCCACCUGAAAGAAAUUAUUUGAAUGUUGCACAUUUGCACAUAGAUAUCAGAAUAUUCUGAGCACCACUUGUAGCUGGUGAACUAUGUGCUGCCCCCCCCCCCCCCCUGCACAGUGAUAUCAAGUGCUGACCAUAGUGUAAUGGUGGAUUACCAUCUCAUGAAUAGCGGCUGAUUCUUGAGUAACAUUGGAACAGCUUACAGACUUCAACAUUUUUUUUUGUUUGAAUAAAAAUGUUUCAUCUUCAUGCAUUCAUAUCUCUAAACUAAAGGGAGGUAACAUUAAUUAUAAUUCUUGUGUAUAUGUUUAAACAUUUCUCACAGUAACUCAAUAGCAUCUUUAAUUUAAGUCUGAUGUAACUUGAUGCCUGUUGAUUAGUAAAUCUAAAUAAAAUGUGACUAUAUGA
This is a messenger RNA of Physella acuta, 2317 nucleotides long. RefSeq lists its product as uncharacterized. The record is from RefSeq and is a predicted model, not a curated record. NCBI's taxonomy places the organism in Eukaryota, Metazoa, Mollusca, Gastropoda, Physidae.